CCCAAAUUCCUUCUACAUAAGAUUCAGCAGCGAGGCAUCGAAGCACUGAAGCGGCCAAGGCGGUAAACGAAGUAACAAAGCCGACGAAGAAGAAGGGUUUUCUCCGAGCAGCGCUCGGUUCUGUCCUCGCCACCGGCCGAAGAUGGAUCGGUACCAGAGGGUGGAGAAGCCAAGGGCGGAGACUCCCAUUGCUGAGAACGAGAUUCGGAUUACCAGUCAGGGAAGGAUGCGAAACUAUAUCACUUACGCCAUGACUUUACUUCAGGAAAAAGAAGCAGAACAAAUUGUGUUCAAAGCAAUGGGCAGGGCAAUCAACAAAGCAGUAACAAUUGUGGAGCUCAUUAAGAGAAGAAUUGUUGGUCUUCACCAGAUUACUUCCAUUACAUCCGCUGACGUAAUUGAUACAUAUGAGCCAUUGGAGGAAGGCCUCCUUCCCCUGGAGAACACUAGGCACGUUUCAAUGAUUACAGUUACACUCUCAAAGAAGGAGUUGAACACCAAAAAUGUUGGGUAUCAGAUGCCUAUUCCUAAGGAACAGGUUAAGGUGGUUAUGGAGACGUAUUAUGAAGAGAGAUCUCCAACUGGUCGUGGAAGAGGCCGUCAUGGUGGUAGAGGAAGAGGCGGGCCUAGAGGUUUAUCGGGAAAUGAUUAUGCAGAAGCUGGGUAUGACGGUGGAGGAUACGAUAGAAAUCAGAACUACAUCAGGGGCAGUACUCGGGGAAGAAGUCAAAAUUUUCGUGGGAGUGGAAAGGGUUACGAGGGUCCCCAAUAUGAUACACAACAAGAUAGUGGCUAUGAGGCACCUGCUCAGGGUAGGGGUAGGGGUCGUGAUUUUCAUGGUCGUGGAAGAGGAGUGUACAAUAAUAAGCAGUUUCAUGCACAACAAGAUGAUGGAUACAAUAAUGAGGCAUCUUAUCGGAGUCGUGGCAGAGGGCGUAAUUUCCGUGAUCAUGGUAGAGGAGGCUACAAUGGUCCACAGCAAGACGACAUUGUUGAUUAUGAGGUGCCUUAUCAGAAUCAUGGUAGAGGUCGUAAUUUCCGUGAACAUGGCAGAGGUUACAAUGGUCCACAUCAAGUAGGUGGCGCCGAUCAUGAGAUACCUUUUCAUAAUCGUGGAAGGGGUCGCAAUUUCCGUGAACAUGGCAGAGGAGGUUACAAUGGUCCCCAGCAAGAUGGCGGUACUGAUUAUGAGGCACCUUAUGGGGCACCUUCUCAGGGUCAUGGCUUCCAUGGACGUGGUGGUAGAGGAGGUUAUAAUGGUCCACCUCAAGGUGGUGGCUAUGAUUAUGAUGCACCUUCUUAUGGUCAAGGUGUUGGCCGUGAUUUCCAUGGACGUGGUAAUUUCCGUGGGCGUGGAAGAGGAGGCUAUAAUGGUCCACAAUAUUAUGAUACACAGCGAGACGGGGACUACAACUAUGAGCCUCAUCGGGGUCGAGGCCGUGCUCAUGCGAGGGGAGGCCGUGGUGGUGGUCGUUCAUGGUAGAUGUGAUGGGGCCUCUGGAGAUGCUUAGUUUGUCAAGUAUUGGAAAAUGAUUGCAGUAACUUUGUUAUCUAAGGGAUUGUUUCAUUUCUCUAUUUUUCUGGAUUGGUUUAUGUUAACUGGAGGAUUGAAGUGUAGACUAAUCUUGGAAGGGACCACGCCUGCGAUUUUGCGGUGAGUCUUUUUUUGCUUUCAAUUUUAUGCGAGCUUUGUCGUUUAUUCGUUGUUUGCCUAGGAGUUUUUUAUGUGGAGGGGUGAUUACUUACUCUAGCAUGCAUAUGAUUAAAUUUCAUGUGCUUUG
Molecule: messenger RNA, 1781 nt
Organism: Cuscuta campestris
Lineage: Eukaryota; Viridiplantae; Streptophyta; Magnoliopsida; Solanales; Convolvulaceae
Source: the annotation of a GenBank genome assembly